AUGCAAACGUUCGAAAGCCUGCCGCACCAUGAGUUUGCAGACGUGCGACUACCAACAUCCGAUAAAAAUCGUACCAUCGAGACAAACCAAUCCUUCGUCCUGAGCCCUGCAAAAACAUUUUCUUUCGAAGACAGGCCAGUGCCGAGCCUGCAGAGCUCGAGACACGUUCGCAUCAGGGUGGUGGCAACCGGUCUGUGUGGAUCUGAUGUACAUUACUGGCAGCAUGGCCGCAUUGGUGGAUAUGUCGUCGAGAAGCCCAUCGUCCUUGGCCACGAAUCCGCAGGCAUCGUCGAGGAGUGCGGAGAAGAAGUCAAGAGUCUUGUCGUGGGAGACCGCGUAGCAUUGGAACCAGGAAUAGGAUGCAACACAUGCGAGACUUGUCGCGGUGGCCGAUACAACCUUUGCGAAUCGAUGCAAUUCGCUGCAACACCCCCCUACGAUGGUACUCUGUCAACAUUCUACUGCCUACCUGAAGAAUGCUGUUUCAAGCUACCAUCACACAUCUCGCUACGAGAGGGAGCUUUGGUUGAGCCACUGAGCAUUGCUGUACAUUGCUGUAGUCUUGCUGGAAAUCUACAAGGAAGGUCGGUCGGAGUCUUCGGUGCCGGACCCAUUGGUCUUCUCUGCAGUGCUGUUGCACAGGCUUUUGGCGCCUCAAAGGUGGUCGUUGUCGACGCUGUAGACUCAAGGCUAAUGUUUGCGCGGGCCUUUGGAAUUCACCAAACGUACAAAAUGCAAACCGAGACUCCGGAACUGAAUGCAAGCCAGCUUCUCGCCGAUGCCCAAUCGCCUUCCGGUUUCGAUGUGGUCAUUGAUGCUACAGGGGCGCAGCCUUGCAUUGCCUGCGGUGUUGCUGCCCUCAAGAGAGGUGGUGUCUUCAUCCAAGCCGGCCUCGGAGCACCAAAGAUCGACUUUCCUAUCGGACAAAUCUGCGACAAAGAGGCCACACUGAAGGGUAGUUUCCGUUAUGGGCCGGGCGACUACAAGUUGGCCAUAGGCUUGCUGGAUUCCAAUCGCAUCAGAUUGAGCAGUCUGAUAACGCACGAAUUUGUGUUCGAGGAUGCCGAGCAGGCUUUCCAAAAUGUUGCCAGUCGUGGGGGAAUCAAGUCUAUAAUUUACGGACCGAAUAUAGAUAGGACCUUGGCAGGAGCUGUGAUCGAGCAGAAGCAAGCUGUGUCGGCUUCGCGGCUGUAG
Boeremia exigua is the source of this 1194-nucleotide messenger RNA. Its product is annotated as chaperonin 10-like protein. The record is from RefSeq and is a predicted model, not a curated record. Gene Ontology annotation, biological process: D-sorbitol catabolic process. Gene Ontology annotation, molecular function: zinc ion binding; L-iditol 2-dehydrogenase (NAD+) activity. The transcript is spliced from 2 exons. NCBI's taxonomy places the organism in Eukaryota, Fungi, Ascomycota, Dothideomycetes, Pleosporales, Didymellaceae. Bases 1 to 1194 code for a protein of 397 amino acids.